AUGGAGGCUAAGUGGCAAAGUGUCUCUAGCUUGGUGAGAGAAAUUGUUAAAAAGUCCCUUUUUACCGAAGAAUUGUGCAGUAUCAUAGGACUUAAGGUAUCAGAGGUGGUGGCUCCUACGAUAACUAAGACACUAACUGAUAUCAUUGGAACGGAAUGCGGGAAGAAAUGGGUUUCUCCAACCCAUAGGACAGUCAACGAAAUUGGAACUUUACGACUAUUUGGAAUAUUUACGAAAAGAGGUAGAACAGUGCCUUCAACACGUGCCGAGUGGAGGAGAAAGAAAUUCCCCCCUGUCGUAGAUAAACUCCCAGUGGAAGAACCAUCAGUAAGACACACUACCAUCAAAUAUCAGGGACUGGCUCCUACCCCGAUACCUCAAAGGUGGAGUGCGACGACUGCGAUCUGUAGUGGCAGAAACCAGGAAGGAGGUAUUGAACAAUUAAAAAUUAAAAGACAAGAACUUUCCCAUGAGAUAGAACAAGAAGAAGCUGCCAAACACACUCUAGAAAACGAAAUGCAACAAUUGCAAAUGAAAUUGGAUGGUUUAUCUACCAAUAUAAAACAAAAAAGAACUCUCUUAGAGAAUUGUGAUAAAGCUAUAAAAGAAGCUGAAUCUGCUUUUAUGAAGUCUCCACCAUUACAGUCUGAUGUGGAGUUUGGCCUCUUGUAUAAUUUGGUUUAA
Molecule: messenger RNA, 684 nt
Organism: Nezara viridula (southern green stink bug)
Lineage: Eukaryota; Metazoa; Arthropoda; Insecta; Hemiptera; Pentatomidae
Source: the annotation of a GenBank genome assembly